AUGAAUAUUGAAAAUUAUAUUUCACCACCAGAAGCACCUAUAUUUUAUCCAACAUGUGAUGAAUUUAUUGAUCCACUUGAAUAUAUUGAAAAAAUUCGUCCGAUUGCAUCACGAUCUGGACUUUGUAAAAUAAUUCCGCCAAAGGAAUGGCAACCACCAUUUUGUAUUAAUCUUGAUGAAUUUCGUUUUACACCACGUAUACAACGUAUUAAUGAACUUGAAGCUGGUACACGAGGAAAAAUAAAAUUUUAUGAACGUUUAACAAAAUUAUUUGAGUCUCAAGGACUUAAAUUAAAAAUUCCAACAGUUGAAAAGGAAACUUUAGAUUUGGCAAAAUUACAUAAAAUUGUUAAAGAAGAAGGUGGAUAUGAUAUGUGUUGUUCACAAAAAAAAUGGGCUAAUGUUGCACGUAAAAUGAAUUUUCAUGAUACACAAACAAAUCGUGUUCUGAAACAACAUUAUGAAAAAUUAUUAUUAUCUUAUGAUGUUUAUGAAACAGGUAUUUAUGAAGAACAAACAGAUAUAUCAAGUCAAAAUGAUUUAAAAAAAGGAAAUAAUUCAAAAACAGUUGAAUCAAAUGGAACAAUGAAAAAUGGAAAUAAACGAAAAGAUAUUUCACCACCAUCAAUUACAAAUAAUGUUGAUCCGGUAAGAAAAUAA
This is a messenger RNA of Rotaria sordida, 660 nucleotides long. Lineage: Eukaryota; Metazoa; Rotifera; Eurotatoria; Philodinida; Philodinidae. The record is from the annotation of a GenBank genome assembly.